Messenger RNA from Stegodyphus dumicola, 506 nucleotides. It is a transcript of the gene RtcB, whose product is annotated as RtcB RNA ligase. The record is from RefSeq and is a predicted model, not a curated record. Gene Ontology annotation, molecular function: RNA ligase (GTP) activity; RNA ligase (ATP) activity. Gene Ontology annotation, biological process: tRNA splicing, via endonucleolytic cleavage and ligation. Gene Ontology annotation, cellular component: nucleus; tRNA-splicing ligase complex. Lineage: Eukaryota; Metazoa; Arthropoda; Arachnida; Araneae; Eresidae.
UUUUGAAUGACGUAAUUUUUUUUGUCGGCAAAAUAGUCUAGCCUGACAUGCAAAAUCUGGUGACUGAUAGUGUGUUCGGUUUGGAAGAAGUUUCUUUUGCGCAAAUUAAGUUUGAUAAUUAUAUUUUAUUAAAAAAGUUUUAGCAUUGUGAAAGUGCAUAAAAAUGGGGGUUCGCUCUUAUAAUGAAGAACUGCAUUAUUUGGAGAAAAUUAAUCCCGUUUGUUGGCGAAUUAAGAAAGGUUUCGUAUCGAAUAUGAAAGUUGAAGGUAUAUUUUAUGUGAAUAGUAAACUAGAAAAGUUGAUGUUUGAUGAACUUCGCAAUGCUUGUCGACCAGGUAACGUUGGUGGAUUUUUACCAGGAAUGAAGCAAAUAGGAAAUGUUGCUGCUCUCCCUGGGAUAGUUGGUCGCUCUAUUGGACUGCCAGAUGUCCAUUCUGGGUAUGGUUUUGCAAUAGGAAACACUGCUGCCUUUGACAUGGAUGAUCCAAAAUCUAUUGUUUCACCUG